Molecule: messenger RNA, 496 nt
Organism: Lactuca saligna
Lineage: Eukaryota; Viridiplantae; Streptophyta; Magnoliopsida; Asterales; Asteraceae
Source: the annotation of a GenBank genome assembly
AGGGCCCAUAUGGUGGUAUAGUGGCAUUAAGAUAUAUAUAUAUAUAUUAUUUUGAAAUGUUAGCAAUUGUGCAGCUGGAAAAAUAUUUGGAAUACCACUUCGUGGAACACAUUCCCAUGCUUUUGUUAGCUCAUUCAUGAGAACUGAUGAGAUUAUAGAUAAGUCUCUAAAAAGUCAUGAUGGAUCUCAAGUAUGUGAGGAUUUUGUUGGUGCUUCUCAGACCUGGUUAAGCAAAAUAAAGAGAUGUUGCAGAAAUGAAGGACCUUGGAGAAGAUUCAGCAUAAGUGACUGCUUAGGUGGACUACCUAAUGACUUCUUUGCUUCAUUUCGCAAGUCAACCUGGCAUCAAAAACUAAACAUGACAUUCUUGGUGAGAAGAUUCAGCAUAGGGACAAAAAGUGACCUCUCGAAGAUCAUGCUGUCUCAGAGUGGCAUCCUCGCUGGCACUCCAGAUAACAUUUGGAUUACUAGGUUACUAGCAGUAUUAAUAUUUUAG